UUAGAGGAGGAGGGUACCUGAAGAUCUCACUCCCUGUACUCUCUUGGGGGUUGAGGAGAACAGAUUUCCAAAUUCACUGCUUUUAAGAUUUAAAGAGCAGCUUCGCUAGCUGAGAGGAAAUUUGCAGUGAUCCUUGUGAGCGUUGCUUUUAAGCUGUGUUAAAUUUGUGGCAAGAGUGUCAGGCAUUUGGUACUUGGCUUCCAAAGGAGAAAAAAAAAAAAGAAAUGAAAGAGAGAGAGAAAAAAACCCGACGUGUGUGUGGAAGAAACCUCCCAGGAAUUUCUUCAAGGUUGUAGUCAGACACAGUAAGAGCUAAAGUGACAAGAAAAGCAAGGCAAAGAUAAAACUUGGUAUUGUGAUGUCUGAGUGUAAAGUGGGAGAUUGCAGAAACCUUUUGGGAUUUCACAAGCUCAUCUUGUCCUGGAUAUGACUGAAUACAGCUAGUUUUUCUUUAGUGACAGUUCAGAAACUCCUCAAGAUCAUGUUUCUAUUCCUUGUUGCUUUUUUGCCAGUGUUUUUUAAAAUUGGUUUUGUCAGCCUUUCAGUUCUGCAGCACUGGAACUGUCCUAACGGAUACAGAUUAAAGACUGGAAACUCUGCUUGUAUAGAUAUUGAUGAGUGCCUUGAAGGUGGUGUGGGAACCUGUGGCCAAACCUGUAUCAAUAUUCCAGGAUCCUACAUCUGCUCCUGUUUGCCAGGCUACACCUUGGAUAUUGACAAAUGGUCUUGUUAUGUGAACGACCCUGCACCAUUCCUACUUUUUAGCCAUGGGAACGCCAUCUUUAGAAUUGACACUGAAGGGACCAAUCAUGAAAAGCUGGUGGCUGAUACUGGUCAGUCAACACUUAUGGAUUUUCAUUAUUCAGAUGAUAAAGUGUAUUGGGUUGACUCUGAAAGGCGACUACUUCAAAGAAUUCACCUGAAUGGCACAAAACAAGAGAGACUAUGUUAUAUAGACAAAGGCAUUUCAGCAUUUGCUAUUGAUUGGAUAAAUCAAGACAUCCUGUGGGCCAAUAGACAGAAAGCAACCAUAGAAGUGACAGACAUGAAUGGGAAGAGACGCCGAGUUCUUCUGAGAGGCGCUGGUCGCCCCACAAGGAUUACCCUUGAGGCUGAACGAAGGCUAAUAUUUUGGUCUUCAGAAGGUACAGUUUCCAGCAUAAACAGGGUGACCUUCAGUGGGAGUGAUGUGAGAAAUAUUUUAAGAACCACAGAAAAAAUCAAGGCCAUCUCACUAGAUUUGGUUGACACAAGGCUCUACUGGAUCCAACACGACCACGGGAAAGAUGUUUCCCAUAUUGGAUCAUGCGACUAUGGUGGUGGAGCUGUUCGUUUGCUCAAAAAUCCUGUCAGACAUCAAUUGAUUGGUAUGUCUCUCUUUGCUGAGCACCUGUACUAUUCAGAGUUGAAAUCUGGAAUGAUAUGGAGAGCCAACAAGUACACUGGAAAAGUUGUAGUCACAAUUAGCCUGAAGCCACCAUUUUUUCCACCAGCAGAGAUAAAAGUGGUGCAUCCUUUUAGACAACCAGGUGCAAGAAGAGAUUCUCAGGAUUUUGAAAAAGUAGCUUGUGAUGUUCACAAAGAAAAGUGCAGAAGAAGAAUCUGCAGACCAGACUCAAGGACUCAUCGAUGUAAAUGUUCCAGUGGCUUUAUUUUAAGUCGAAAUAAGCAGUUUUGUGAAGAUAUCAAUGAAUGUGGCUUCUGGAAUCAUGGCUGCACUUUGGGCUGCGUGAACAUCCCUGGCUCCUAUUACUGCACCUGUCCGAGAGGUUUUGUUUUGCUGCCUGAUAGGAAAACAUGUCAUGAGCUAAUUUCCUGUACAAGUAAUGACACCAAAUGUAGCCAUGGUUGCAUUCAAACAUCUAAAGGGCCUGUUUGCUUUUGUCCUGAAGGAUCUGUACUCAAAACAGAUGGCAAAGCAUGCACAGGUUGUACAUCUCCUGAUAAUGGUGGCUGCAGUCAGAUAUGUUCUUCUUUAAGCCCGUCCUCCUGGGAGUGUGCUUGUUUUCCUGGAUAUAAGCUUCAGAGAGACAGAAAGCACUGCACAGCUAUAGGACCUAAGCCAUUUUUGCUAUUUGCAAAUGGCCAAGAUAUCAGACAGAUCAGUUUUGAUGGAACAGAUUAUGCAAGUUUACUUGACUGGCAGAUGGGAAUAGUCUUAGCACUGGACUCUGACCCAGUGGAAAAUAAGAUCUACUUUGCUCACACCGCCUUGAAAUGGAUAGAACGAGCUAAUCUGGAUGGCUCAAAUCGUGAAAAAGUUAUUCAUGAAGCUAUAGAUAUACCCGAAGGCCUUGCUGUGGACUGGAUUAAUCGCAAAUUGUAUUGGACAGACAGAGGGAAGGCACGGAUUGAAAGGAGCAAUCUGAAUGGAAUGCAAAGAAAAAUGAUCAUCUGGGAGGAUAUCUCCCAGCCCCGAGGGAUUGCCAUUCACCCAUUUGCUAAGAGAUUAUUCUGGACUGACAUGGGGGUCAAUCCCCGGAUUGACAGCUCUUCAUUAGAAGGCAUCGAUCGCCAGGUUAUAGCCAGCACUGGUCUGGUGUGGCCCAGUGGAAUAGCUCUCGACUACUUAGCCGACAAGGUGUACUGGUGUGAUGCUAAGCAGUCUGUGGUUGAGAGUGCAAACCUGGAUGGUUCUGGUCGUCGAAUUCUUACACAGAAUGAUGUAGGCCACCCUUUUGGUGUAGUGGUGUUUGAGGAUCACCUUUGGUUUUCUGACUGGGCCAGGCCAUCACUAAUGAGGGUGGACAAGAAGACCGGCCAAAACAGGGUACGUCUUCGAGGCAGCAUGCUGAGACCCUCAUCAAUGGUUGUAGUUCAUCCUUUGGCGAAACCAGGAGCAAAUCCUUGCCUUUAUGAGAAUGGAGGCUGUGAUCAGAUCUGUGAAAACAAGUUUGGACUUGUCCGUUGCAUGUGCCAUCCAGGAUUUGGGAAAACUCAAGAUGGAAAAACAUGUCAUGCUCUGGAUGCUUCCAACAUGACAGCAGGUGCUGUCUUUGAGCACAAGGAGGUGGUACCGAUGCCAGCACUGGAGACCUUGCUGCAGAGCACACAAAGCAGUGGAAUACUCAAGGAUGCAGACAGAGGGGAAAAGCAGAAAAUCAGUGUUUUGUUGAUGGCUGAAAUAAUGGUAUCAGAUCAAGAUGACUGCACUGCACUAGAAUGUGAUGUCAAUGCACAGUGUGUUUUGCUGGAAGAUGGUGCUAUGUGCCAGUGUUUGAAAGGAUUUACCAGGAAGGGGAAAUCAUGCUAUGAUGUCGAUGAGUGUGCUGGAAAUCUGGACCACUGCACCCGAAACGUGUCGCGCUGUAUCAACACUGAAGGGGGCUACGUCUGUAAGUGCCUGGAGGGCUACGCUGGAGAUGGAGUUCAUUGCUAUGAUAUUGAUGAGUGCAAGACGGGAUCCCACACCUGCGGAGAGAACAUAACCUGCACAAAUACAGAAGGAAACUUCACUUGCUCAAGUGCUGAUGAUGCUUCUGGAACUGGCAUUGGUUGCAAAUCUACUGUGCCCCCUACUGUUGUCCGCAAUGAAGACUCUACACACCCUGUGCAAGGUGAUUCUAUAGGAUGCCCUCCUUCGUAUGAGUCAUACUGCCUCCACGGAGGAGUGUGCAAUUAUGUUCCUGAUCUACAAGACUACGCCUGCAACUGUGUGACGGGCUACGUCGGGGAGCGGUGCCAGUUCAGCGAUCUGGAGUGGUGGGAGCAGCAGCAGGCCGAGCGGGUGAAGAUGCGGAACAUCACCAUUGCAGUGUGUGUAGCAGUGCUGAUCCUCCUGCUCCUGCUGGGGUCCCUGGCCAUCUACUGCCACAGAAGUCAAAGCUUGUAUAAGAAGAGCCUCUAUGCUGAAGCGAUAAGAGAUGGCAGCAGCCGCGCUGACAAGGAGAAUGCGACACCUACUAGCAACAAGUCUCAGCUUGUGGUUGUUAAGGAGUGUGACAGUUCUCUGGAGAAUAAAGUGGCUGAUCUAAUUGAGUGUGAGACAACAGAUCCUCAUCCUGCCUGUCCUUUGGAAUAUGUGGAAGAAGAGCCUAUAACAUACAACAAAGCAUCAGAGACUUUGGUGGAAGAGGAGAAAGAACAAGGCUCUCAACAGGAGGUUCCUGUUGGUGAGAAACUGUGUCAGCCCACGGGAGCAGUGAAGGGAUCUCCCCAGGCUCCCUGGAGCACCCACCUCAAGCCUCUGCUGGAAAGAGAUCCCUGUGAGCAUGUCCCAGCCAACCUGCUGAUGCAGCCAGACUAGAAGCAGCCUAGGUUUGAGUAGAGAAAGGAGGAAGAAUGAAGUCAGUAGAGAAUGGGAACUUGUGAAACACUGAAGUGACCCUCAUUUUUGCAUUAAAAUCUGCUUUAGAAAAAAACACAGAUCAAAACAGAACAGAGAAGUCCUUGCUACUACUUCUCUGUCAUCUCUGCUUGGAAGAAUUACUGUGAGCAAUGUAUUGGCAAUUAGUACUCUAUAAGUAUCAAGUUAAGGGUCACUGCUGCUAACUUCAUUAACUGCCUGUUUAAAGGACACUGAGGGGAAAACAGACUAGUGGGUAAUUUGUCAGAGAUCAGUAUUUUCUAAUCACGUUUAUUGCAAGUAGUGGUCUUUACACAUGCACACAUGGAGUCCAGAAAACUGCCUAGAAAAUAAGCCACAAGCAACAGCUGCAGAGAAACUGGAAUGAGAAGAUGGUGCAGGAAAAUGAGUUAAAAACCCAAUGUUUUUGUUAAAAUAUUGUUCAUGGACACUCCAAGCCUCUGCCUAGUGCAGCUAUCAGACCGGUGUAUCUUCUUGGACUUCACCAGAGAUAAUCUUAUAUCUGCUUCUGUGAGUGAGCACCAAGUUGGGUCUUGCAUUUCUCACAGCUGGGAGGCUGGAGGAUUGUUUGUGAGCAUAUGGUAUUAAUGAUUCUCACAUCUAUUAAGUGAGAGGUAACAUUUGAGGAGAAAGGUGAUUCUUCUGCUAAAUUUUCCAGUCUGCACUGGUCCUUCAGAGCAUUACAGGAUUGUUUCAGGACUGAGGCAAUGGGCCUGAGUCUCCUUUCAAUCCUACAAGGAAGCUGUGCUGGAGUUGGUCUUGCCUCACAGAAGUGUGUCUGGCAGCAAAACCUCGUCCAGGACUUAGUGUGGGGAAGGAAGUCCAGCCAAUUGCUGCUCCAAAAGUACAGGAGUGGGACAAACAAAAACACCCCUCAGUUUGGACUGUCUUCUAAGUAACUGAUUGGUGUGGCCUGAUAAAAUCCAUGGGAUCAAUUGGAAAGCAACACCUUUUUUUUUUUUUUUUUUUUUUCCUAGUAACUAGCUUUCUAACAGCUACAGUUCCCUUCCAUUUACUAAGAAUUAACUCAUUUAUAAAGCUGUGUUUUAUACAGAGUUAUAGCUUAGUUUUUUAUCAUCUCAAGUGAUUUUCACCACUGGUCUUGACUCCCUAAGGCAGUUUUCUGAAGGUUUUGGAAGAUAUCAGUAUAAUUUUUAUCCACAGAGCGUCACCUGAUUUUUUUUUUUGUUGUUCCAGAAUGACAACUUGAUUAGCUUGUAGAGAUAAUUGUUAGUUUUCUGAAUGCCUGUAAGGAAAGAAAAUAGAAAAUGAGAUCUUGCUCUUGUUACUGAGGAAAAGUGCUUGAAAAUUCACCCAGAAACUUCCUUUGGUGCUGGCAUACCUUUUUGACAUGUUGUGACCUCUUACAGAAGAAACCUUGUGUGUAGGUCUUGGGCUGAUAAUGUACACACUGGUAUGGAGAUGAGUGUGCUCCAACUUUAUUUCUGGAAGUCAAAGGUGCCUAUGAGGGUGGUGAGACACUGGAAGAGGUUACCUAGAGAAGGUGUGGAUGCCUUCUGCCUGGAAGUGUUCAAGGCCAGCCUGGACAAGGCUUUGAGUGUCUCUGACCAUGGCAGGGGAGUUGGAACUAGAUGAUCUUUAAGGUCCCUUCCAACCCAAACCAUUCUGUAAUUCUAUAAUAUCUGGAAAUCAGCUAUCUUACUAAUGAAGUUUUAGUUGUAGCAGAUCUUUCAGUCCUCUGUCUUUGAAUCCUAUUACUAUAACUAUCAGACACCUUUAAACUCUGCUACAGUGCACAGCACUAGUGUUUUGUGUAAUUUAUUGGCUGGGUAACAAUGGCAAAUGUAAUUAAUUUAUGUGUUUACCAUUCUGCUUUUUGUUAGGUGUUUUUGUUUGAUUGCUUGCUUGUUUUUGUUUGUUUGUUUUGUUUUUUCUUAUUUAGAAAUCUGCCAAAAAGGUAUGGGAGGUAGUACUUUGAUUACCAGGUCUGCAGGCCAAUGAUGUGAAAGAGUACUGAAAGGCUCUUACCCCUUGUCCAAAACAGUUAUACACUUGAGUGACUUUGUGAAGUCAGUUCUGAUUUAUGUUGGUGUAAACAGUAAAAACAGUGAGCCCAAGGUGUCUGAAUUACAAUAAAUAUAAUGCUCUGUUGUGUAGAGAGUUGUCACUUGCUUGUUAGCCUGCUAAAGUGAUUUUUACUAGUGGUUUUGAACUGCUAAGUCUAUUUCCUAAUCACAUCAGUUCUAAAUUCAGAAUAAACUUGUAAAAUAGGCUUUUCCAGAGAUUAGUUGGAACCAGUAGCAAUGUAGACACGUUUUCUUUUGUGAAUGGCAACAAGGGUGCUUCCAUGGAAGCAAGUAAUAAGGAGAGUUGGCAUACUAAACUGUGUUCAGGAGAGGGCAACUACUGGGUUAAACCAUUCAUAUUUGGUAGAUUUUAAGUUCAGCAUAGUUUCAUUUCAUUAACAUUGUGAAAAGCAACUUGUUAGGAUUCCCUGGUCUUUCACAAUUCAUCACUGAUUUGUGUAUUUUGAUGGGAAGAGAGGCAGCUAUAAAGGCCCUGAUUCAGUAAAGCAUUUUAUUUCCGUGAGAGCUGGACAGUAAAAUGACUUUGAUCCCAGGUCUUAGAUUAGCUCUGGUGAAGUAUGUUUAUGUGAUUAAAUCAAGGUGUUGUGUGUAUGACAGUCAACAUUUAGUUGGAACUUUCCCUGCACAAAGCAAAUAAAUAAUCUUGUCUAAACAAAGGUGUUUUGGACUCCAUACAAAUUAGUUUCAUAUUCUAACCCAUGUAUUGUUUAUUUUGCUUUCCUUCAGUCUAAGGAUCUAAGUUUAAAUUUGAUAGUGUUCUUUACAGAACAAGAUAGGAAAAUCAGGCUGAUAUGUUCUUGUAAUUAGGGUGUUUUGAACUUUAAAUGUUUCCUAAACUCAACUCUAAACUCAGAAUAAUCUUUAGCGUCAAACCUUGAGAUGGUAUUUCAAUGCAAAUAUAAUAUAUUUGAUUUAUUUGUAUGUUUAUAAAGCUAUUGGUUUAUAAAAUAAAAUUUAAAAAGAU
Molecule: messenger RNA, 7318 nt
Organism: Apus apus (common swift)
Lineage: Eukaryota; Metazoa; Chordata; Aves; Apodiformes; Apodidae
Gene: EGF
Product: epidermal growth factor
Exons: 25
Coding region: 482-4246 (1254 amino acids)
Molecular function (GO): calcium ion binding
Source: RefSeq, a predicted model, not a curated record